This is a messenger RNA of Lachnellula hyalina, 621 nucleotides long. Its product is annotated as putative endoplasmic reticulum membrane protein. The transcript has 3 exons. Lineage: Eukaryota; Fungi; Ascomycota; Leotiomycetes; Helotiales; Lachnaceae. Gene Ontology annotation, biological process: sphingoid catabolic process. The record is from RefSeq and is a predicted model, not a curated record. Gene Ontology annotation, cellular component: endoplasmic reticulum. The annotation marks the transcript as partial.
AACAAUCCGCUCUCAAUCAACCUCCUCAGCAUGUCUCUGAAUCUAGAAAAGCAACUAUGCUUCUAUGGCGCCUACCACCACAAUGCCGUCAACAUCGGCAUACAUAUGACCUUCGUUCCCAUGAUUCUCGCUGCCAGCUUACUACUUGCCACAAAUAGCCCCAUCUUAAUCCCCCUUCCAUCUUGGUUAAGCAUCCCAAAUCUUCCUCUCAACGCUGGCACACUGGCUGCAAUAGGCUACAGCGCCUUCUACAUCCUACUUGAACCAGUCGCUGGAUCUAUCCUUCUACCAAUGAUUAUCGGCUGGACAGCGUUUGCAAACUACCUUACGAGCACCUAUACGGCGAGCGCGAAUACGGUCGGUAUUUCCGUCGAGAUUUGUGCCUGGGUCGCCCAAUUUAUUGGACACGGGGUUUACGAGCACCGUGCCCCGGCGCUGCUAGACAACUUGGUGCAAGCACUUGUCCUGGCUCCUUUUUUCGUCUUCAUGGAGGGCUUGUUCAAGUUUGGGUACAGACCUGAGUUGCAGAAGAGAGUGAACGAGGCGGUGGAAAAAGAGAUCAAGAAAUUUGAAGCAGGAAAGCCAAAUGGGGCUGCUGCGAAGAAUGGAAAGGCGAAUUGA